Molecule: messenger RNA, 357 nt
Organism: Pseudomassariella vexata
Lineage: Eukaryota; Fungi; Ascomycota; Sordariomycetes; Amphisphaeriales; Pseudomassariaceae
Exons: 2
Coding region: 1-357 (118 amino acids)
Source: RefSeq, a predicted model, not a curated record
AUGUCUCGCGAGGGCCUCAUAGCUGCCAUCUUCAAAGACAAAGGUGACUAUGCUUCGAAAGACCACUACCUGCUCAAGGAUACCCACGCCUCGAUGGAAAACAAAUUCGUCUGGGUUGGAGCUUCGGUCGAUCCGCCGGUGGUUCCUGGUGAGAGCCACAUCACCAUAUCCAUGAUCGGCAUGAAGCCCAAUGCGCGUGGUUUGGUGUCCAUUGCCUCCAAGUACCCGGCUGAUGCGCUGCUCUUGGGUGUGCUCCGGAUUGGGUCCGCAUUCGGGACGUUAGAAUAUGCCGCUACAUUCACAAAUGAAGUCAACCGUUGGCGAAUCUCCGGCCAAGCUACCCAGGAACAGCCCUGA